Molecule: messenger RNA, 429 nt
Organism: Eremothecium cymbalariae DBVPG#7215
Lineage: Eukaryota; Fungi; Ascomycota; Saccharomycetes; Saccharomycetales; Saccharomycetaceae
Gene: RPL25
Product: 60S ribosomal protein uL23
Exons: 2
Coding region: 1-429 (142 amino acids)
Biological process (GO): translation; ribosomal large subunit assembly
Cellular component (GO): cytosolic large ribosomal subunit; ribosome
Molecular function (GO): structural constituent of ribosome; rRNA binding
Source: RefSeq, a predicted model, not a curated record
AUGGCUCCAUCUACUAAGGCUGCUGCUGCUAAAAAGGCUGUUGUCAAGGGUACUAACGGUAAGAAGGCUUUGAAGGUCAGAAGCUCUGCCACCUUUAGAUUGCCAAAGACCUUGAAGUUGGCCAGAACUCCAAAGUACGCCUCCAAGUCUGUCCCACACUACACCAGAUUAGAUGCUUACAAGGUUAUUGAAAAACCAGUGAACUCUGAAACUGCCAUGAAGAAGGUUGAAGAUGGUAACACUUUGGUAUUCCAGGUCUCCUUGAAGGCUAAUAAGCACCAGAUCAAGAAUGCUAUCAAGGAACUAUACGAAGUCGACGUUUUGUCGGUUAACACUUUGGUUAGACCAAAUGGUACCAAGAAGGCUUACGUCAGAUUGACUAAGGACCACGAUGCUUUGGACAUUGCCAACAGAAUUGGUUACAUCUAA